Centropristis striata (black sea bass) is the source of this 3194-nucleotide messenger RNA. RefSeq names its product protein phosphatase 1D-like. The transcript is spliced from 6 exons. Bases 131 to 1837 code for a protein of 568 amino acids. Gene Ontology annotation, cellular component: nucleus; cytosol. The record is from RefSeq and is a predicted model, not a curated record. NCBI's taxonomy places the organism in Eukaryota, Metazoa, Chordata, Actinopteri, Perciformes, Serranidae. Gene Ontology annotation, biological process: protein dephosphorylation. Gene Ontology annotation, molecular function: mitogen-activated protein kinase binding; cation binding; protein serine/threonine phosphatase activity.
CAAAAAGGAAGGAAGCCGUCGGCCAUACAAUCGCGGCAAACUCGGUUCAAAAUUUUAGCUUGCAAGCUACAGUUAGCAACUACAUGUGCACUUUUAUCGUUUAAAUAAUUGACAUUUGGUGUUCAGAAUCAUGGACGAGGGAAUAAUAUUUCGUAUGAGUGCAUUUUCCGAGCAAGGGGGGAGGAAAUACAUGGAGGAUGUUGUCGAGAUAAGAAUCGAGUACGAGCCGUCGCCAGUCGAAGAUUAUCCAAAGUCGCAGGGACAUGGAGGGCAGGGGAAAGCGGAGAGUGAACCUACAAAACAGACUGAAAAUGAAACACACGAUCACAACGUUGCUGUCGAAUCUGGCCCGGCUUCUGCAAUGUGGGUAGAGAGUGUAUCAAAUGAGGACAGUGGCAACAACAGUGCACCGGCAUCGGAGGAAAAAGUCGCAGAGCAUGCAGUCGACACUCGGAAAUCGGUGGCAUUUUUUGCUGUAUUUGAUGGUCAUGGGGGUCGAGAAGCAGCACACUUCGCAAGAGAGAAUCUGUGGGAUUUAUUGAAAAGGCAGCGGGGGUUUUGGUCGAAGGAUCACAGUGAAGUGUGUGCUGCCCUAAAGAAAGGCUUCAUCGCCUGUCACCAUGCAAUGUGGAAAGAGCUACCGGAGUGGCCAAAGACUAUUACUGGCCUGCCCAGUACAUCAGGCACAACAGCCAGCGUGAUCGUGAUCCGCGGAGUUCACAUGUACGUUGCCCAUGUAGGGGAUUCAGCGGUAGUGGUUGGAGUACAAGAAAAUGCCUCUGAUAUAACGCUCCAGGCACUUGAAAUAACACAAGACCAUAAACCUGAACUUCCUAAAGAAAAAGAAAGGAUUGAACGACUGGGUGGAAGCGUGAUGAAGAAAUCUGGCGUAAACCGUGUUGUGUGGAAGAGGCCCAGGCUGACCCACAACGGCCCUGUGAGGAGGAGUACAGUCAUCGACCAGAUCCCCUUCUUGGCUGUGGCUCGGUCCCUUGGUGAUCUGUGGAGCUACGAUUUCUACAGUGGGGAGUUUGUGGUUUCUCCAGAGCCUGAUACGACCAUGAUGACCCUUGACCCCAGUCGGCAUCGCUACAUCAUCCUCGGCAGUGAUGGAUUAUGGAAUAUGAUGCCACCCAAGAAUGCUGUCAAUAUGUGUAAUAGCCAUGAUAAAAUGGUGGGACCAAAGGGAAUGUCAUGCGCGCGCCGGCUGGGAUGCACAGCUCUACUGUUUUGGAAAGAACGCAUGCUCCGUGCUGACAACACAACCGUUAUUGUCCUGUCGCUACAGGAGCGCGGAGGCCCUCCUAUCCCUAUGCACAGAGAUGAGAUUGUUGUCGACAUGUCUACAGGAAUAGAUCACGUUCCAUUCCCGGGAACAACUUAUAACACAUGUCAGGUCCCAAAGCAGAGCGAUGCAGCGAAUGCUUCCUCCCCAUUCAGAGAAGGUACCGCUGCUCUGGAGCAGGCAUUUGGGCUGUAUGAAGCAGCUUUCUGUGCCACUGCACAGGUGUUUCCUGAAGUCGACUCAGCGAGGGCCACACAGCCCCCCUCAGACACUUCAACAAAUGUUUUCGAAAAGCAAGACUCAACAACCCAAAUGGACUGUGCUCCUGCUCCUCCAUUUAAAAGGUCUCGCCGUUCUCCGCACACACACCCUGAACUCAGAGGUCCUCCCCGUCGACCUGGCCGCUCCUCCAGUAAAAGCAUCCCCCAGAAAACGGCUCAUAGCAGUGUACAAAGUGAACAAUCCGGUCAAACUCGCGCUCAAAAGAGAAGCUCCUCUGAGGAAAGCAGCAUCCUCCCACAGCACCACAACGCUGCCUUGUGUGUGUGCUGAAUCUGGCUGCACAGAAACAGUGUUUUUAGCUCUGAGGCUGGAAGGAUAACCUGCAUCGUGUCAACUUUGCUCAUGUAUCAGGUGUGCCACAGGCCGAUUCCUAGAUGUAUACUUUUUAUACAAAGUCUUUGUUUUUGUAAAUAUGUGAGAAAUUUGAGAUUGUAAAUGUGUUGCUGUUUUAACCUUUUCUUCUUGCUCUUCUUCCUUCUUCUCCCCCUCUAUGAAUUUGAGUGUUCCCGGAAAAAUUUUAGAUCCAUUUAAUCUAUUUUCAUACUUCUAAGUAUGUAUAGUAUAUUAAAAAAAAACGAUGUAUUUUAAAGAUCUCUGCAAUGACACAAGCAAUCUUCCAGUUUUGAUUUUUAUUUAAUUAAGUCACUAUUUUAAAUUGUUUUUCUCAUCUUCCCUUCACUGGGAGGAUGCUACUAUGGUAUUUAUCCAUUUAGCAAUGUGUGCUUUUCAUGAAUUGACCAUUCGAUGGUGUUACUUGACAUUUUUAUUCUUUGCUGGAGUGUCAUAUUGAUCCAUUCCAAGCAUCUCCUUAUAUGAUUUGCCCGGUGGGUAUUGCUUCUGUAUUGGGUGCUGAUGUAAAAGCCAAGAUCAAUACCUGUGCCUCACUGUAAGGAAUUUGCUUAGCCCUUGACUUUGGUUGCAUCCUAAUUAUUUUAAGUGUCCACUUCAACAGACCUUCCUUACUGUUUUCAUAAGUUUUAUCCUUGUGUGUGGUUUGCUCCCAUAACUUGUGUUUUAAUCUGCACAUAAAACACCUUAUGGUACGAAUGCAGAAAGGGCCUGUUUCAUGUUGUAUAUACAGUAAAGUCUAAAUUGUCUUAACAUGGCAGCUCAGUUACUGUUUUAGCUGAUUUGUUUGCCUUUUACAUGAACGUGUCAUGGUUGCCUUAGCACAAAUAUGUCAGAGGUGCUUUUCACAGGGUUUCAAAUUUGGGACUCAUACAGGUGAGCAUCUCUAGGAUAUGUAAGUAUGGCUGUGGCAAAGCUUCAACCAUCUAUCAUGCACCUUCAGUUCCAAUAUCAGUUUACCAUCCACACUACAUCAUACUAAACGUGGUUAAUGUUUUGUUGGUUUUGUACAGUACGUCAAUAUGCAAUAGAAGUUUGUACAGUACAUUAUUAUGCAAAAGUAUUGGGUUUUUCUGGCAUGCUCGGAUCAACUCUGUGUGUCGUGAAGUGUCCAUGUAUGUUGAUGGGCAUGUGGUUUGUUUUUUGACAAUGACAAUACUUGGUCUGGUUUCAUAUCCACUGCAACCAGUUUUCAGGACUAACUGUAUAAGCUACAUGCGUUGAAAGUGACUGGAUAUAAAGUGUCUGUGUGUUGUAAUAAAGUUCUCAUUUUCCAGUU